Messenger RNA from Podarcis lilfordi (Lilford's wall lizard), 27615 nucleotides. NCBI's taxonomy places the organism in Eukaryota, Metazoa, Chordata, Lepidosauria, Squamata, Lacertidae. The record is from the annotation of a GenBank genome assembly.
AGUAUUCGGAGGCAGCCAAUAAGGCGGAGCGGGGACUCGUGAGGGGUGUUCGUGUGUGCGGCGGUUAAUAUUUGAACGUGGACGGAGGAGAGACUUGCUGAGGAGCCUCGAGAGUUCGGAGCUGGAGCCCGGAGAAGCAGCUUCCCUCGGGCCCAGGCCGUGCGAGAGGCUGAGGUGAGCGGUUGUCGCUCUGCUUUUCCUUUAGCUGAGCCGGUUCUUCUGCGGGGCAGGGAAGCCGAAGGGUGGCGAGUCUCUGCUUUCUCUCUGUUCGUUUGUUUUUGGCGUGGAGAGCCAGUUCUUAAGCGCGCUUAAGCCGGUGGACAAAUACGGCGCUAGGGAGGGGCGAGGUUCUUGCUAACCCGUUUGCUUCCGCGAAGGGAAUGGCAAGAGCGUAAGAACCUACACGCUUCUUUCUCCUCCCACGUUUUUGCUUGCUUGCAGUUGUGACACGCAAGUAGACAGUGGAGAGUUGUGUGUGAGAAAGAGUGAGCUAGAAGCAGGUAGCAGGCGGAAGCCUGUAAGGGAGAGACAUGCCCGAUUACUGCUGGAAUCCAAGGCUGUGGCUAUGGGAGAAGCAAUGUCCUCUGGGGUGUUAAUGCUGUGAGCCCCUCCACCGUAAGCUCAGGUUGUAUAUAUGUGUGUAAAUAAAUAAGCCAUAUAUCCUAAAGACUGUCUCUCUGGUCCCCAUUCUGAGGAAACAUGAACCCAGGGUAAGCACCUGGAACCCCUGGAAUCUUGCACCACUCAGAUUGGGGUGGCCUGCAAAAGUCUACUGUCAGGUUGCUAGGAAAUAUACCAACAAGCUGAAUUCCUGCUUUCAUUCCACGCAAAUAUCCUCAUUGUUUUCAUUUCUCUUUAUCACUAGGAUUUGUAAUCCUGGAGUCGUGCACCUAGGCACUGUUGCCUUGUGUGCAUAAAAUACAGUUUACCAUGUCUUCGGAUGGGAGCGAGUGGGAGCUGAGCAAGGAGAAUGUGCAACCUCUUAGGCAAGGACGAGUGAUGGCUACCCUACAGGAAGCUCUGGCUCAGCUGGAUGUUUCCAGCCAUACAGCCAUCCAGCAGCAAAAGCGGUGAGCAUAGUAUGGUUUGUUUGUUUGUUUGUUUGUCUCUCUAUCCAUUAAGGCAGAGGUUUUCAACCUUUUUGAGUCCACUGCUCCCUUGACCAACUACAUUCUUUCUGUGACACCCCUGUGGGGCUCAGGAGCCCAGUUAUGUCAGCAGUUCCCUCAGCCUCCCACCCUCUCCUCUUCCUUCUUGGGAGUCUUCUGGGCUGCUGCCCCUGGUCUCUGAGCUGCCCCCCUGCCCCAAAGAGAAAUGCCUCCUCAUGCCACCCCACAGGGGCCUGGGAAGAGGAUGCUGUCAGCCUUAGUGGCUCAACGGAGAGUGGCCAAAGGAGAACGUGAGGGCAGCACCUUACAUUGAUUGGCAGCAGCGGGUACUACUGGCCUGCAUGGCAGAAAGGCUCUCCUUCAGCACCGGGCACUCAGCUCCUAGACAGGCGUUGCGCAAUUAAGCACAAGAAAGUCCAGUGCAGCGCCUGCCUGCCUGGCCUCCCAUUUAUCUGUCCAUUCCCAACAGCAAAGGCUGGCGGACUGGCUGGCUGGGCUUCCUCACGCACUUGCUUGCUUACUCAGAGGCUACCUCAGCUCCUGGCAACCAACACCCCCUGGCCAGCCCCAGAGGCACCACAUUCACCUGAGGAGCUUGUAGCCAGGGCUGCUGCAACAAACAGCCAUGCAAGCCUUUGGGAGACAGAGACAUGAAAGGGUAUCAGAGGAGGCAGGGAAGGAAAGAGGAAUGGAGGCCAGUGUUGCCCAAGGCACCCCUGACCAUCAUUCAAGGCACCCCAGGGUGCCACACCUUUUGGAAACCACUGCUUUAAGGUCUUUGUUUUUAAGUGGCCUUAGAUUCAAAUAGCAAUAAAACAUGGCCGCCUCUCUGCCUUUGCAGCCUGCAGCUUUUCUUCCAGCUUUGGGCUUACAUGACUCCUAACUUUGGCAUUUUUUCUUUCUAACAGUUAUUAUUAUUUUUUUAAUGAUAUUUAUUGAAAAAAGGAUUUUUUACAAAAUUUUAUACAAAAGAGAAAAAAAAUAAAAAUAAAAAAUAAAACCAUCAUUCUCGAAUUCUCCACUUUCAAUACCUUCUUUCCUUGACCUCCUCCUCCUCCCUUUUCCUGUAUCCUAUUUUAUAAUAAUCACAGCAAAUCCUUUCCAUAAUUCAUAAUAUUCUGUCAUCACAUUACCUUAAUCUAUUUUCAUCUUAUCUUAUAAAAACCUUAGAGUUUAAAACUUAAGUCUUAAUUUUUUAUCAACUUCUCCUAAACCAUAGCAUUCUUGCCUAAUUCUUUUAACAUUUUUAUAAGAGCCAAAUAAUUUCAUUUCAGCAUUUUGCUAACAUUCAUCAAUUUUGUAAAACAGUCCUAAUGAUAAAAAUAAAAAGAAAGAAUCCAGUCUUCAUCCAACGUCCUUUCUCCUGGUCCUGGUUUGUCAGUCCUUUUUAUCCUAUUAAUCUAGCACAUUAACCUGGCAGUCUUAUGUCCGAGGCCCUUAAGUCACUUCCAUGUCCCUUCCAUAGCUCUUCUUUAUAUUUCCCUUUUAUUCGUGGGAACUCCAGCUUGGUAGUGUUUUUGACCUUUUCAACAAAACAGUCCCUUUUCCAUAGUCCAAUCCAGGCUCAAUGUAAAAUUUACAAGCAUAUUCCAGAUUCCCUUCAAAGUUGGGAGCCCCCACAACUCCAGACAUCUGACGGCCCCUUUCCAGACUUGAAAAGUCCAAAUCUCCCUGUGGAGGGGGGUCUAUCCAGCCCCCAUUUCCAAACCGAACCAGAUUUUAUCUUUCCAAGUCUGGUUUUUUCCAAGUUCAUUUGUCAAGUCCAAAAGUUUGUAAUCCUGCUGGGCCGCAGCUCCCUCCGUCUCUGGCGCCCAAGAUUCAGCAAAAUCCUCUUCUCUCAGUUGUUCUGUCAUGGCACGCUCCUGUUUUGAUUCCUGAGUGGGCUCCAUAUAGUUUCCCACUACCUGCUCAAAGGAUCUGGCCGCAUUAGUCAUGAGAUCCAUCUUCUGGCUUAACUGAUCCAAUAGGGCAUUUAUUUUACAGAAAGCACCCAACAGUGCUUCUGAAGACAUUGUUCUGCAAGGUCACAAAGUCCUUUCCCACAGUUGUAAUCAGUGACAGCUGCAAGUUCCCAGGAAUUCCCAGGAAUUAGUUACAAUUUCACAAUUCCCCUCUAGGGGAAAAGCUUCUAGUUGUUCCUUCUCUUGAAAACAAUAGCAACAAAGUUUCUUUUUACGAUACUUUGUCCAUAUUUGUUCUUUUAAAAAACGAAAGGAAACAAUGGAGUAACUACGUUUCUCUUCUUUUAACUAUCUGUCAAAAGCAUUUGUUUCUGGUCAAUGAGCUUCAAACGUCAAUUCUGACACCCUGCUCCAGGGUCAAGGCGAUGGAAAAAUACUUUACUUUAACUUCAUUUCUGCAGGUUUAAACAACUCAGAAAGAGUCCCCCUUCUUCUCCUGCUACCGAAGGGGAUUCAGCGAUUUUAAAUGGUGAAAGUCGAUCCUUUACAAGUGGUUUUUUAAGGCUCUAGUUUGCGUUGUCUUUGCUUUGUUCUGGCUACAGGGAAACGGAAGGGUGACUUCCUGUUUGAUCCUUUCCGUUUCAGUACCAAAUUAGGGUAAAUUUUUAAGUCCAAAUUCCUUUUAAUUUCGCCAGUUCUUUAUUUGAAGUCCAAAUAUUCAAUGUUCCAGUACUCACGGUUGGUUGAUUUAAAUGCCAAAUUGUCCCAGGAAAAAGGCAGCGCUCUCCGGCGACGGCUAUGCGGCUUCGCUCCGCAGAAAAAGCAGUUGACUCACAGCACCGCGCCACUUCCCCCUCUUCACUUCGGAACCCGUUUAUGGGUUCCUUUGUGGGUUGGGGGGGCGCUAAGGGUGCCCGCCGAGUCCCACGGUCACAGGCUUCAUCCACCUGUGAUUUCCAGAAGGGUCCCCGCUACGCCGCAGCGGAAAAGACCCAUUUCAUGCGGAGCUGGUCCCUCCAGUUCAGAGGGAGUCCGCCAUCGCCGGUGGCGCCACCCCGGAAGUCUUUUCUUUCUAACAGUUAAAGGAGGCCCACCCAUUUCCCCUCUGGCAUAGUCACUCUCUUUGUUCUCUUAAGGAUCCAUAGGGCCAUUACCAGGCUGGCCUGGCUAUUCCAGCAAUUGAAUCUGCGUUGGAUCCAGGAACCUCAUAUUUACAUAGGCUACUAUAAGCCAGCUAUAAGAAGCUAUCUUGUAUUCAUUCAGACCAUUGGUCAAUCUAGUUCAGUACUGUCUCCUUCAACUUUCAGUGACUUUUGAUCUGAAUUUUCCUAGCCCUGCUACCUGAGAUCCAAACAGCACAAGUUAGUCAAGUAAAACAUUGUCUGUUCUCCUCAAAAUAGUAUUUCAAACAAGCUAGUCACUAUUAUAAACCUGGAAUCUUUACUACCUUUUGAAAAAGAAUUUUCCAAAAUGUGGUAUCUUGCUAAUCAAAUACUUUGUAUAUAGUGAGGAAAAGUAGACUUAACUGAGAAAAAACAUCUGAUGCUAAUUUUUAAAUUAUGCUAAGAAAUAGUAAAUAUAUAUUUCUAGCUACUUAAGUACUGAUUACUUUAAUUCCAGGGAAUUUGAAUCUGAAAUUCGCUUUUAUAAUGGAGAUGAUCCACUGGAUGUCUGGGACAGGUAAGCUUUUGUGAAGGGGAGCAUUAUUGGUUUGUUGUGGGGGGGUUGUUAUUUGUUCUUGUUCUGUUUUAUUUAUUUUGUAUUUAUAUCCUGAGGUUUUCAGAUGAUCUUUGGAUAAAAAACUUAAAAUAAUAAAAUGAGAACAUGGGCAAUUCUCAAAUAGAGGUGUCAUUUCCUUGUGCUCAUAAUUGUUCUGAUAUUUCUAGGUAUAUUAAAUGGACAGAGCAAACCUUUCCUCAAGGUGGUAAAGAGAGCAACCUUUCUGCUGUUUUGGAGAGAGCUGUUAAAGCACUGAAUGAGCAGCAGAGAUAUUACCAAGACCCCCGCUACCUCAGUCUCUGGCUUAAAUUUGUGAGUGAUAGAUAUAUUAUUUGAAUUUUCUCAUGUGUAUUCUAUUCCAGCUUGCUGAGCUCUAAGCCUUGUCAGACUGUAGUAGGUUACUUUAUGCUCUGAACAUCAAUAAGUUUCCAUCACAGAAGUUAUUGUACUUCAUGAGUUUUCUUGAGGCAGUUCACUCCACAUGAACUGUCUCCAUUUAUGGGAGGACGUGUGCAUUCAUUUGCACUGGCUAAUUCUUGCCCAUGCUGAAAUGACACAUGCACCACAGCAAAAAAGUUAGAUUUCAUUGGGGGGGGGAAUCUAACCUUUACCUAGUUGAUCCUCUCCUAUGAAUCAUCCAACUGUAUCAUGUUUGGACUUACUUAGUUUUCCAAAAGAGUUUAAUACUAAUAGGACAUAUCUCUUGUACUGUAUCUAUUACAAUAUCAAAACCGUACAUUUCAAAACUGAUGACAAUGCCAUGAGACAGGCUAGAUGCUAAGCAACUAUAAAAUGUAAUAAUAAACUGAGAAGGAGCCCUGAUUAAGCAGGUAGUUUAUAUAUAUUAUACAUUUGUUGUUGAUUGUUAAUCACCUUUGAAAUAUGUCUCAAGGCAAUGCGCACAAUAUAAUAAAAAUGGCUGAAGAACAGUACAAAAAAUAACAGCAGGUGAAUUGGAAAAUAAGGAGAUGCCCAUGGCAGGGACUUCUUGACUCAACUGGGGAAGCUUGUCAGAAUAAAAAUGCCUUCAAUUGCUUCUUGAAAGUGUAAUAGAUAGUGAUCACCUGCCAUAUCUCAAUAGGAAUGCUGCUCCACAGAACAGGAGCAGAUACACUGAAAGCCUUCUCCUAAUUACUGUGGAGCAGGCUUCUGAUCUCUUUGGGACCUUUAGGAGAAACUCCCACACUAUAUAAGGGAUAUGGUGAUCUCUUAAAAAUCUGUAGGUGCCGAGUAGAUUCUUAAGAAGCAUUCUUCCUCUCUCUCUAUCCAGGAAGGGAUGUUUGCUAUGUCAUGUGUGAAUUAUCUAAAAACUAAGCAUGUUUCUUGCUUUAGAAACAUUGUUUUAACCAUAUGUAAAUAUAACCGUAUUAAUUUCUACUUGAUUACUAUAAAACCUCUAAGCAGCUUACAAAAAAUAAAAAUAUUAAAAUAACAAAUAAGCCAAAAAAAGAAAAGACUAAGGGCUAAUGAUUUGAAUUUAAAAUUGCUUCUCAUGUUUUGAUGAGGGCUAGUUUGAAUGUUGAGCACAGGUCAGACUGAGCACUGUUUAGUAUCCUGGUGAUCAUGCUUAUCACAGAAUGAGAAUGAACAGCUUAAAGAACACUUCAUUCUCCCAUAGUCCAAUGUCUCUGAGACCCCCAAGGACUAGAAGUGUGCUUUGUUUUGUUCCAUAUUGCUGCAGAGCAUUGCAAGUUGAUGAAGUCUAGAAUUGCUCUGAAAAAGAACAUUUGUACCUCCCCUUUUGAUACAACAAAGCCUUACUUUUCUAUUGCAUUUUGCAGGGUAGCUGUUGUAGUGAACCGCUGGACCUAUAUAGCUAUAUGUACAGCCAAGGUAUAGGCAAAUCCCUGGCACAACUCUACAUCACUUGGGCCGAGGAACUUGAGGCAAGAGGGAAUUACCAGAAAGCUGACUUGAUAUUCCAGGAUGGGUUGCAGUUCAAAGCUGAGCCUUUAGAUAAGCUAGAGUCCCAUCACAGGUAACGUAUCCCAAGAGAGACUGGGCCUGUGGGAAUACGGAAAGCAACCCCCCCCCCCCAAAAAACCCCUAGUAAUGUCAUUUACACUGCAAAGAACUUGCUACUUCUGUGUCUAGGCAGUUCCAGGCCCGUGUGUCUCGACAGGCCUUGCAAGAUCUAGAAGAUGCUGAUGGGGAAGAGGAGUUGGGUGCUCUUGCUUCUGAACCCCAAAGAGCUACACUGGCAGAACUGAAGGGAAGAGGAAAGAAAAUGGUGAAAGCGCCAAUCAGCCGUGUAGGAAAUGCUUUGAAGCGUAAGUGGAGCUUGGCUAUGUUAGAAACAAUAAGUCUCACAUGUGAACAAUGAACACUUACCUUUAACCUCAGUGUCAUCUUCUAGUUCCAAGCCAAGAACAGAGACUCCAUAAUUCAUCUCAGCAAGCAUCACAUCGCCCAGGCUUUGCCAUAUUUGAUGAGAACAGAGUUGUAGCUCCUAGAGCUGAGGUUCCUGCACUUGUACCACAGCCGUGGGUUGUACCGCCAGCAGUAAAGGCUAAAGAGAAUGAACUGCAGGCAGGACCUUGGAACACAGGCAGGGUAAGGAAAAAGGGUGAAACUUCCCACUGCAGUUGGAACAUAAUGGGUGCCUAUGUAGGAAUAUCUUUCAAAAGUAAAUGCUUAUUUUGAGUGUGGGGAAUUCACCUUUGCUUUCUUAAUCUUAAUCUUGGGCUCAGUCUAAAACUAAAGCUCUUCUCUCUCUGACUAUUUCAGACCAUUCAAAGUUUUUGGUCUGAGUAUUUCCUGUCUUAAUGUCCUGGUAGUUAAAUCUAUCUUGCAGUCCAUUUUCAUGCAGCACUGGUUAGCAUGCAUAAACCAGGUAGCAUCUGAUGUUUUAACCUUGGGUGUGGGAUACCUCUUGGGUUUCUGGAGAGUCUGCAGCUCCUGGUUAUUCACUCUCUAGGCCUUAGAUGGGAUAUAUAAACGCUUUGCCAUUCAUCCUUGAACGAGAAAUGUGUUCUGUGCAUUGUUUUGCAUAAGAGGAAAUGUGGGGAAAAGAAAUUUGUUCUAUAGGAGGCAAAACCCAAGGUAUACUUUGCGGCUUGGAAUCAGAAGGUUGAAGUCAUGGUUUUAACUUCAAAGUAGUGGGUUCUACACAGGGACAGAAAAGGCUCUUGCCUUGUAUUUAGCUUUGAUUUAUCUUACUAUAACGAACUAAUGAAGAAGAAAUUUCAGUCUCUAGUGAUAUGCUUCCCAGGUUUUAUAUUUAGGUACUCUUAAGGAAUGCUAGCAGGGCUGAUAUGGUGCAUUUUUUUUUUGUAAAGGGCUAUCUGAUGGAAGCUCCUGCCAACCUAGCAGUUUGAAAGCACAUCAAAGUGCAAGUAGAUAAAUAGGUACUGCUCCGGUGGGGAGGUAAAUGGCGUUUCUGUGCGCUGCUCUGGUUCACCAGAAGCAGCUUAGUCAUGCUGGCCACAUGACCCGGAAGCUGUCUGCGGACAAACGCCGGUUCCCUUGGCCGGUAAAGCGAGAUGAGCGCCGCAACCCUAGAAUUGUUCAUGACUGGACUUAACGGUCAGGGUUCCCUUUUUCUGAUGGAAGUAUCUAAAAGGCCACUGUGACAGACUGGUGUGGUCAUAUGUGAACAUACUGAUACUGGUUUUCUUUCCCUUUAGCGUCCUCGGAACAAUUUGGAUUCUGCUACUGUCUCCCCUGCUGUAGUCCCCAGCUUUACUCCAUAUGUUGAAGAGUCUGCACAACAACAAACAAUGUAGGUUUUAUGCCUUCGUAUAAUAAAAACAAACUCAGUAUUAACUAAUGUUCAAUCUUAUGGGUUAGGGAAGGCCAGGACAAAAGUAUGUCUUUACAAGAUGUCGAAAGCGACUGAUGAUGCUUCAUGCAUGGUAAAGGGAUGCAGGACAAAUAGCAGAAAAAUGCCUGAACCUGGGUAACACACCCACUCAGUGAUAUUCUGUAGAGUGCUAUGAUUAAAUGAUCGUAUAGGGAAAUAAAUGAGUUUAUAGGUUUAUAAAGGCACAGGCAGUAUCACAGGUAAUCUGACCCCAAGUUGUUGAGGGCUCUCAUGUGUUAGUAACAAGACUUUGAACAUGGCCCAGUAGGCAGUUGAUUUCCGGUGCAAUUCCUUCUGGUAUAAUCUCAACUUGACCACAGCAUUCUGCAACAGCCACAGCUCCUGGAUCAGUUACCCAACUGUGAUGUUAUCAAUGCUUGAAUCACAAUGGCAAGUUAUCCCUGUCCAGAAAAGGACAUGGUUGGUGUAGCAACUUAUAUUGAUUGAUGUUCCUUUCCCUAGAAGUUACGUUGGCUUUCAUUGACACGGAUAGUUCUAGAACACCACCACCACCCCGCAAACACCCCCCUGUUAUUUCUGAGGGAGUGCCUGGAACUGGGAACCACUUGCCCACAGAGUCUUCCUCUUAAUAGAAUUCUGUUUCAACUUGCUGGUCUGCAUCUUGCUCAUCACUGCAUCCAGGACCAGUUCAAAACAGUCACACCCUCUCCUGAUUCAAAUGUUGCAGAGAAAGAGAUGGAUGUCAUCAUCUUAUACUCCUAAUGAGUGUUCCUAGCUGCUUCAAAUAGGUAUUAAAUUGCAUUGGGGACAUAAUAGCACCCUGUAGCAUCCCACAUAGCAACUGCAGUGGCAUGGGUGCAUAAUCCCCAUUAACUGAAGUAGAACACUGAAACGCAAACAAAGUGCCACCAAACCUCUGCUCACAGGGACAGUUCAGGAGGAUACUGUGACCAACAGUAUCAGUAGCUGCUGAGAGAUCAAGCAAGAGCAAGUGUUGCACUUGUCCUGUCCCUCUCACGAAGAAGGGCAUUUGUCAGGAUGACCAAGACAGAUUUUGACCUUAAAUUGCUCCUGAACACAUAGUAAAAUUUUAGUUUAUAAUUUGAUUCGUAUGAAGUUGAGUAUGUUGCUAUACCAUAUCACCAUUUCCUCCUUUUGGUUUCAAACAUUUGCCUGUUGAACAUGACAGUAACUUCCCAGGGAUAUUUGUGUUAACAUAGUUGGCAGUUUUAAAUACCAAAAUUACAACCCUGUUUACUUGUUCCAUUGCAUAAUCCCAUACCCAUUAGAUAGAGGGCUCGUCCUAAUAGUUUGCACUUAAGUACCUGGUCCGAUCCUCACUCUUGCUUCAUACUUCCCUCCUUAGGACUCCUUGUAAAAUAGAGUCUAGCAUAAACUGUGUACUAAGCACUUGGAAGCCUGGAAAGGAGGAGGAUCCCCUACAUCGUGUGCAAAGCCAUCAACAGGAUGGCCAGGAGAAGAAAGAAAAGCCAAUGUAUUGUAAAGAGAAAGUGUAUGCUGGAGUGGAGGAGUUUUCCUUGGAGGAGAUCAGAGCUGAAAUCUACCGACAGAAAGCAAAAAAGAGAAGAGACGGUAUCUAUUAGAAAUGGGCAAAUACAGGAAAAUCCUCCAGUGUUGCUUAAUGUUAGUCAGAAAAUGUAUAGAUUUCCAGAGCCUGUGCUAGUUUCUUAGAAAGAAAUUGGUUGAAAAGCACUUUUGGAUCAUGUUACAAGUCAAGGAAAUGCUUUCAUCAUCAAAUACUCUAUUUCUUCAAAGAAUUCUCGUCCUGUAGAUUAUUUUUCUAAGCUGGGCAGAGUGCACUGUAGUGUCCUGCUUUGUUUGCUAGUAAGCCCUUCUGUAUAAGUAGCAGGGUUUACCUUUCUAUGCCUUGGUGCAAUCCUCUUUCUAAACAAAAAAACAGAGAUGGAAGGUAAGUUAGUCAAGGAAGAACAAAGUAUGUUCCCCCUUUCUCUUUACUCUAGAAUACUCAAUGUGUAAUGCCUUACGGUAUUUAUUUGUUCAGCAACAUUGUUUGUGUAGGAUCAUUGCAGCCUUCAGUUCAGUUUCCCUUUCCUCUGAAAAAUGUAUUUCAACUUAGUGAACAACAGAGUUCCACUGCAUGUUGCAGGUGGUAGGAAAUAAACUUGACAUGGGACUAGCGUCCAUUUUCUUUUCUUUUGGUGGGAGCCUUGUGUUUCAGAUGUGCAGUCCCUUUCCCACCCCAAGUCUACAUCAGGGCAACCUGGGAAAAUGGUUGGGACUAUACAUGGUCUUUCUAGCUAUACUAUGGAGAAUAUGUCAUGAUUUAUUACCUUCUUUCAUACAGAGGAACUACAGGCCUUAGCACAGAAAAAAGCUGAGUUACAAAGGAAAAUUGAGGAGUUGGAGAAGAUGGGGAGAGAGCAGCAAGGAAAUGAUAAGCAGAGACCAUGUUCACAGGUAAUAUCCCAUCUUAAUUUCUGGUAGGCUAUUUGUUUGCAGUGGCCUUUCUAGAGCAUAUGGAACAUAAUUUGGAGUAUGGUUUGUGAGCAGAUUGUUCUCUUCAACUAUUUCAGCAAGUAGUGGAGCAGGAGCCUGCAGGUAUGCCUUCUGACAAGGCAGAGGCUGAGAUUCUGAAGCAUCCUUUAAAGGAAAGACAGCUCUCUCUGGCAGAUGAUGAAGCAUUUGUUGAAGAAGGCCUUUCAGAUGUUUUUUCAUUGAAAAGGUAAAGUGGGAGUUGGCUCUGGAGAAAAGAAAAUUCUUUUCUUAAAUUGUCAGAUAUUUAAAUGAUAUGCCAGUUCAAAAUAUGUUUCAGAGUGGUGUGGGGUGGCUUACUAUAUUGUCUAUAUUGUGAUCUGAACGGUGCCCUGUAUUUUUUUUUUAAUCCAAUGCUUUCUUUAUAGCAAUCUUGAUCUGGUUGGAAAUGUUCCACACGAGAAAUCAAGUUCUAGCGGUAAGUUUUGUUCAUAGGCUCUUGCUUGAAGGAAGUCUCUUGACUUUCCUCCUAUGUGUUCAAUAAAACCACUUAGAGGUUUUAGUUACAAUUAAGCAGUAUGCACACUCUGUUAAAUGACUGAGGCUAAUUUUAAUCAUUUGAGGAGCAGCAGGAGGGGGCAAUGGGCAGUGUGUGUCUGCCUACUUGUUUUUGAGGUUUUUCUUUACCCUGAUGGAAUAGAAUCUGAGACUGCCUCUAAUCUUUCUUUCUCAUUUCCCCCUACUUCUCAGUUGCCCCCGUCACUUGACCCCCUAUGUCUACUUAUGCUUAAUCUCUUUUGGGUGACCGAUAUUUGACUAAUUACUGAUACUUACCGUAUUUUUCGCCCCAUAGGACGCUCCGGCCCAUAAGGCGCACCUAGUUUUUUGGAGGGGAAAUAAAGAAAAAAAAUUUUAUUUCCCCCCCCAAGGUGCGAGGCUGGGGCGGGGGAAGCCUGAGCUUCCCCGACCCCAGCCCCCGGAACAGGCUGCUCUCUGCAAGCCGUGGGAGCCCUCCAGCGGCUUGCACAGAGUUACCCGAAGCCCGGGCACAACUGCUGAGCGCGCCGGGGCUUCGGGAUAAGAGGCAGCUCUGCGCAAGCCGGGGGAGCUCUCCUGCGGCUUGCACAGAGCUACCCGAAGCCCCGGCGCGACAGCUCAGUGCGCCGGGGCUUAGGGAUUAGAGGCAGCUAGGCGCAAGCCAGGGGAGCACUCCCGCGGCUUGCGCAGAGCUACCGAGCCCCGGCGCGACUGCUCAGCGCGCCGGGGCUUCGGGUUAAGCGGCAGCUCUGCGCACGCCGGGGGAGCUCUCCCGCGGCUGGCACGGCGCUACCCGAAGCCCCGGCGCGACAGCUCAGUGCGCCGGGGCUUUGGGAUGAGAGGCAGCUCUGCGCAAGCCGGGGGAGCUCUCCCGCGGCUUGCGCAGAGCUACCCGAAGCCCCGGCGCGACUGCUCAGCGCGCCGGGGCUUCGGGAUAAGAGCCAGCACUGCGCAAGCCGGGGGAGCCCUCCCGCGGCUUGCGCAGAGCUACCCGAAGCCCCGGUGCGACUGCUGAGCGCGCCGGGGCUUCGGGAUAAGAGGCAGCGCUGCGCAAGCCGCGGGAGAGCUCCCCCGGCUUGCGCAGCGCUGCCUGCACCCCGAAGCCCCGGUGCACUCAGCAGUCGCUUCGGGUAGCUUCGGGAUAAGAGGCAGUGCUGCGCAAGCCGGGGGAGCCCGGGGGAACUCCUGCGGGCUCCCACGGCUUGCGGAUAGCUUCCUGAAGCCUGGAGAGGGAGAGGGGUCGGUGCGCACCGACCCCUCUCGCUCUCCAGGCUUCAGCGAAAGCCUGCAUUCGCCCCAUAGGACGCACACACAUUUCCCCUUCAUUUUUGGAGGGGAAAAAGUGAAUCCUAUAGGGCGAAAAAUACGGUAAUAGUGUGAAGCCUUGCUUGCUCUUUGACUCUGGGCCUACCGCUUUGGAAGGCUUGCUAUAAGGCAGUCUGGCCCUGGACACACAGAAGUCAGCAACCCAUCUCUUCUUUCCAGUAUUGUUCCUUCCUGCUUUACUUACUUUGAUCCAUCCUCACCCUCACAAAACCAAAGCAGCAAGCAAAAAUGAAAACUUGAAAGUUGCUGGUCACAGUAGAAGAGCUUGUUUUCCUCAGAUGAAAAUGAGUGUAAAUACAUGAAAUGAUAAAGUUGGUUCCUCAUUUGACAAGAGGAAGUCUCCUUUAGCUCAAAUACAUUUUGCAGAUUAACUGUAGGAGCUAGCAUGUUUAUCUAAAUUGUUUAAAAAAUCUAUUCCUAGCCACUGUGAGAUACACAAAGCUGUAAGCAUGUGACCUAAGUUAGACCAAGAGAACAUCUAGUCUGAGUUCAUCAUGUUACUCUGUCUUGCAACCUUUUCACUAAUCAGGACAGUAGAUUCUAUGUGUGUUCAUUUCCCCCUAAUUACCUUUGCUUAUUCUCCCCCUUUUAAUUGCUAGACUUGCCAUUUUCCUUUUGUGUGUCAAGUGUCAUAGAAAGAACUUAUUGUCUUCCUGCACAGAAAGCUCUAAACCUUUUACAACAAACAGAAUGUAAAAUGGCUGAAACAGUUGCAUUCUUUCACACACGUGUUGCUUUGAGAACUUCUUUAGUGGAUACCAUGUGCUUCCUGCUAUAGGUUUUCAUCCUCACUGUUAUAGUGGAACUUGCUGGUGAGCUAGAUGGUCAGCUGAUGUGAAGAUGGGCUACUGGAAUUGGCUGAUUGCACUGCACCUUUGCAAUGUGUUCAGUAAAAAGUAUAUUCUCAAAUAAUUCCAAACAGCUUUUAAAGUCUAUUGGCUCUCCUCUCCACAGAUUUUGAGAUUCCUUCUGCAGUGAAUCCUUUGACAUUUUCUAUAUUUGUUGAGGAAUCUGCAUCAGAAAAUGCGAGUACCAGGUAACUGUGUGUAACUAAUUUCUCAGCAGGAGACAGAGUGAUCUCAAUUUGUUUUAAAAGCAUUCUAUGUUGGGAUCAAUUUCAUGAUCAAGAAAAUUCAUUGAUCUUUCUUUAUGCUUUAAUAAUAAUAAUAUUUUAUUUAUACCCCACCCUCCCCGGCCAGAGCCAGGCUCAGGGCGGCUAACACCAAUGAAAUUACAAUAAAACCUAAUGGGGGGGGGGACAAACAAAUAAACAAAAACCAGUUUAUUAAAAUAUGGGUUAUACCACCUAUAAUUGUUUUUAAAUGUACGUGUAGAGCUGUAUUUGUACAGUAUGUUUGUAAUCCUGUAACCCAGAAGAAAAUGAAUGCAAGUGGUGAAAUUCUUGAAUGGAAUGAAUUGGCAUUCGAAGUCAACCUGUUCAUAUAUUUGUUUUUUCCUUUAGUCUUUCUACUGGCCCUCCAGUGGUACGUUCCAGACGAGUUCUUGCUGUUCGCAAACCUUCAGAAAGUAUAACUGCCAAGGAAAAUAUAUCCCCUGAAAAAUUUGUAAGUUUUUCAUAGCUUAGAGUCAUUGAGAUCUAUGUAGAAUAUCCUGUUACUUCUUAAAUGAAGGCAUACACAUGAACACUUGUGGCAUCUUGUCACUAAGGACCACUUCACACAUUGACCAAAGUGUACAUAUGUAUGCACUGCUUACCUUUAAAUAUAUGUCACCAAGGAUCUGUUGUGUUAAAUCAGUUUCACACCAGUGUAGACUUGCGGGGGGUGGGGUGGGACAACUCUGAGCUGGGUCAGACCACUAAACCAAUUUUGUCUGGCCUCCAGCAACCCUAUGAGAGUAUAAGUGUGAGAGAUAAAUUUCAACAGUUUUAAAGAUAAUUCUGUUUCCACACUUUAAUAAUAAUGUUCUGAUUUCAGUAGCCUAGGCAUUCCCAAGGUAAAGCUCUUAUUUCUUGAAGCUGCUGCUGUUGACUUUGUGAAGGGGCUGGUUUGUCUAGUGCAGGGGUCAGCAAACCUUUUCAGCAGGAGGCCGGUCCACUGUUCCUCAAACCUUAUGGGGGGCCAGACUAUAUUUUUUUUGAGGGGGGAAUGAACAAAUUCCUAUGCCCCACAAAUUAAAUAAAAGCACACAUUCUACUCAUGUAAAAACACACUGAUUCCUGGACCGUCCGCAGGCCGGAUUUAGAAGGUGAUUGGGCCAAAUCUGGCUUCCGGGUCUUAGUUUGCCUACCCACAGUCUGGUGUAAUUCCUUCUGGCUUUCAGGACUAGUAUCUGAGAAGAGCAUGUCCCCUGAGAAAUCCAAAAUUGAUACUCCCUGACUUAAGACAUAUGGGUGACCUAAUUCAGACUCCAUCCUAAGGAUGUUUGUUUUAAGAAUGUUCAAAUGUUUAGCUGUUUGUGUGUUGCCUAUAAAACCCUUGUACUGAUGCCCCUUGUGGCAGACUUUCGUAACUGGUGAUUCAGCUAGAAUAACCAUGUUAAGUUGAGGUCUGCCCUAUUGCAUAGCUGCUAUAAAUUUGGGUCCCUUCUGGAUGCUGGACUUGAAUUAAUUUCCCUGGUUUCAUGUUUCACUUAGAAGGUGGUCUCUUACCUGGGUAAUGAGCAAAGUGGUGCAGAAGUAAAUUCUUACCAUAGAUGUACCUGCAUGCUGUUGAGCAGGUAGAUUUUUUUUUUGGACAAAAUUUCUGAAAACAAAAAAUACCUUUUGGUGGUGGCUAUUAUGUGUUUCUCUCUAGGCUGAACUCAAUGGAAUUGAACCGUUGAAUGAAGAUGCAAUUCUCACAAGCUCGUAUAAGAACAAAACCCUUUGCCCUAAUCCUGAAGACACCUGUGACUUUGUUAGAGCUGCCCACCUGGCAUCAACCCCUUUCCAUGGGACAACAGAACAGAGAAAUCAGCUUGAUGACAAGCUUGAAGACAAACCAAAGGAAGAACAUCCAGAAUCUAAGCCUAUAUCUCUGAGCCAGCAGACAAUUCUUAGUGAAAAUCAAUACGCUGAGGCCCUCUCUACGAAGAAGCUGAGGUACCUGAAGAGGAUUCAGUGGGCUUCAUGUGGUUUUAUCUAGGGUGGGACACAUGUCUGCCUUGCCUUCAUAUACUAUGAACUGCAUGAUUCAGUGUUCCAUUGUGGCUCAAAUUUUUCAGUGGCCUUUUUUGCCUACUGGCAACCAUGCAAGCUGCAGCAUGGAGACAUUCUUCCUAUAUGCUAAGAUAUUGCUUACUAUUUCGCUCUCAUUACACAUCUAAUUUUUUUUGCCUGUAAUGCCUUUUUCUCUGAUUCUUUUCCAAAAACAACUUCAUUUUCUGUGGGUCCUGUGAGAAUUUUGAAAGCUUUAAUGGAUUCAUGAUACUGAAAACUCACUCUGCUUUGAUGCUAUUUCACCUCGAGGUUUGUAUCAAAAAUGUGGUAAGGAGCAUGGGUGAUGAGUGCACAAUCUUGAGGCCCACUCCCAAUAUAAUCCUGGGUAGAAUCCUGGGGUGAAAUAGCUUCUGAACAGGGUCCAAGUAGGACAAUUUGGUAUGAAUAUUGAAGCACCUGUUAAUAUUUUCUUCAAAAAUUGAACUAGUGCAUUUCUCAUCUACCCCCGUUUUUGGGGGGUUCCGGUAAAAGUUGUUGACCUUUUUUUAUGCCCAUUUAGUUGGGGUUCCGUGGGGGGGGGGGAGACUUUUAAGGGGGAACGGGAUUAGUUGCUUACCAAAACAGCACUGUUGAAAGCGUUUUGCCUCGCAGCAAAAACUUCAUCUUUCGUUACAGAUAUCAGGAGAAAAUCCAGGCAGGGGAGAGGGGCCGGGGCCAGGUGCUCUUAGGCAAAAGCAAAGGAAAAUGAGCCCGCGAUCGAUUGCAACCUCCUGGGGAUCGACCAGUCAAUCCCCAUCAACCUGUUGGACAUCUCUGCUUUAUAUGAUGCUUUUGAAACUUCUUUUCAUUAAAGGGAUAGGAUCUUAAACUGUUGCGUUAUGAAUUGUCAAGGGAGUAUGAAUAAAUCUGUCAGAUGCAAAUCUUAAUAUCUUUCCCCAAUUAUGUAUAGCCCAAUUAUGGAGGCAAGUCAGGAAGAUACCAUUUCUUCAGCAUCUUCAGCAUCUACAUGUUCCCCUACACAUAUAUCUACCAUUAAAUUUCAACAAAUCCCAGAGAAGCUGGAGUUGGGUCAUACCUCAACUGAUGAACUUGUCAGUGAUGUUGAAAAUGGCUCUAGUGAGUAUGCUGCUGAUGACUUGCUUUCUUCCUCCAGGUUCUUUAUAAAUGACCAUAGGGAGUGGGUGGUGCUGUGGUCUAAGCCACUGAGCCUCUUGGGGUUGUCGAUCGGAAGGUCGGCAGUUCAAAUCCACCCAGUGGGGUGAGCUCCCAUUGCUCUGUCCCAGCUUUCUGCCAUCCUAGCAGUUCAAAAGCAUACCAGUGCAAGUAGAUAAAUAGGUACCAUUGUGGUAGGAAGGUAAAUGGUGUCGCCGUGCUAUCUGGCUUCCAUCACGGUGUUCUGUUGCGGCAGAAGUGGUUUAGUCAUGCUGGCCACAUGACCUGGAAAGCUGUCUGUGGACAAAUGCCUGCUCCCUUGGCUUGAAAAGUGAGAUGAGCAGCGCACCCAUAGUCACCUUUGGCUGGACUUAACCGUCAGGGGUCCUUUACCUUUUUACCUUUACCUUUAUAAAUGACCGAUGGCACAAUAAGUAUUUUUAUCAAAAGUCAGUGAAAAAUCAGCUAAAGCUAGUAGUGUAAGCAGAGGUUAAAAGAGAAGUGAUCUUAAGUGUUAAGGCAGAAAAAGCAGAACUGAUUCUAGAACAAAAAUGUUUAAAUUGCUUGAAUGAUUGAAUUUUGAGAAUGUAUUAGGAAAUAAAAGAAAUAUUAAUAUCUUCAAUGGGGAGAGAUGCCUAUGCAGUCCUUAUCAGUAGUUGUAACUUGUAACUGAUAGUUUUGCUUGUUUGCCUGUUUUAGGUUACUCUCCUGACAGGCUGUGGAAUGCCGAGCAGCGCAAACAACUGUUGCAACCCCUUCCAGACUUGUUGACAAAGUCUCCUGACUUUAAAUUGGAGGCUCAGCCUAUGCCUUGGAUGGAGCUAGGAAAAGAAAUUUGUAUUGGUAAAGAUAAUUAGAUUUUUUGUUAUGCUAGAAUUCUUCUGAGCAGCCUAAAACCUGUAGCCUAGUUUGCAUAUGAUGUUUCUGAUUUCUUUUUAUCUGAAAUAUAAAAAAUGCGCACACACAAGCUCUCAAACCAGUAUGCUUUAUUUCCCCACCUAGUUCACCUUGCUUGGUCUCAUAAUGCUGCUGUGUGGAAGAAUAGUUGUCAGUAAACUUUGUAGUAUUAUGAAUACUUUAUUUUUUGCUCCAUAAGACACACUUAGUUUUUAGAGGAGGAAAGGGGGAAAGCCCCAUUUUUGGGGGGAUCGGCUCACAGUUGUACAGCUUCUUUUGCAAAGGGGAAAAUCCCCUAUUUUUGAGGAUCAGCUCAAAGUUGUUGAGCUUACUUUGCAAAGGAAAAAAAAUCCUGUUUUUAUGGGGUUCAACUCACAGUUCUGUAGCUUCUUUAGGAAAGAAAAGGGAGCGGUUUCUACAGUUUCCAGACAGAUAAUCUAAUCAGCCAGUCACAUGUCGCUGGGGAAACAAACAGCCUCCAUCUGCAGAACAUUCAACAAUGGAGGCCUGGGCAAGGGGGCGGGGCCAGAAAGGGAGCCAGCGAUUGACCACACAUUUGCUCCAUAAGACGCACAGACAUUUUCCCUUACUUUUUAGGAGGAAAAAAGUGUGUCUUAUGGAGCGAAAAAUACGGUAUUUCUUAAGCCUAGCUUGUGGUAUCUUGAAUGGAUUACUUAUUUGCUUGAACUAGUAUUUUGUUAUGUAACACUAGCAGCCUUGCACUUGGCAUUGCUCAGAAAUUCUAAGAAAUACCAAAACUAGUACAGUUUUGAAAGGUGAAGCCUGCAGCUUGAAGCAAAAUUGUCUAAUUGUAUCCAAGCAGACAAAAGCCUGCUCUUUGAACCAAAAUGCAAAGUUUGGUUACAAUAUCUUAAGAGGUAUCCAAAGGCAUAGAGAACACUUGGGCCAUUUUCCAAAAUACAUAGUAGAUAAGCAAAGCGAGCUGUAGCUGUCCGGAUUAAUUAAAAAAUCUAUGACAGCACCUGUCAAUUCUGGGCAGGAAUUUGAUGUCAUGGUAAGACAAUUUAUGUCAGGGAAAGUAUUUUGACUUGCCAGAUGUAAUUACUCCCCCCCACCAUCUCCUCCACAUGCGGUUCUGUAGGUUCUUUCCCCUCCCCAAAGCCUUUUUUUUGGUGGGGGAAGAGCCACUGUCCUUGCACAGUGCUUCUGCUGGUGGGACUCAUUAGUUGACUCCUGCCCAUUGAGAGGCAGUGAUUGAAAAACAUGUUAUUUGCAAAUUUGUAGAAAGGGCCGUAUGAUCUUAUUCAUGAUUCACACUUCAGGUUUGAAAACAUUAAAGGCAACAGAAGUCAGCUUUCUUAAAUUUUAAUUAUCUAUAUUGUAGAAUGUUCUCUCCAGAGAUUGUUUUAAACAUGUGGUGGUCAUGAUUACUUCAGUCUUAAAAUUCUGUUUCAACAGGAGGUGUGAAAUACUCUAUUACUCAGGAGCAUCUGAUCAGUGAAGGUGACAAGCUGUUUUCUGCUGUAGCAACCAGCUGUGCAGAUGAAGACUCAAAUACAGUUUUAAUAAAGGUAUAUAAGUGUCCUCCUUAUAGUUCACCCAACUCCACAGUAUCUUCACUACUCCUUUAUCAACCCCCUUCAUCUUUUUUGCUUGACUUGUGUUGGGGCCCUCUUAUUUCUGUUCUGAAUAGCUAGAUACCCCAUAUUUCGAUUUGUUGAAAUCUCCAAGGUAGCUCCCAAAUUAGGAACAAAAAUACACAAAAUGUUGCUGUGUUGAUAUUAUAAAGUAUCUUAAAUUUACAACAGCAUAAAAGCAGAAAGGCACCAUAAAACCAAGUUUGAAAUGUAAGGGCAUAGCCUAUCCAAAGAGCAGCAGUUAUAAAAAAUCAUAAGUUCAGUUCAGCUAAUAGCAUGUGAGAAUAAAACUGUAUUAACCUGCUGUCCAUAUCUGAGACUUCAUACUAGUUGAAGUUUUCUUGGGAAGGGACUUCAACAACACAGGUUUUAUAGUGGAGAAGGUCUUAUCCUUGAUCACCUAUGGUUAAUGUCCUUGGUUCCUUUUCUUUUUUUCUUGACUUCUUGGGGUUUUAUAAUGUUUAAAUUAUAUACUGUUUCUGCCAUGUGCUGUUUUUACUAGUUAUUAUCUUAUAUUUAAUAUUCUGAAUGGGCUCUAUCAUGCUGUUGAAGGCUUGCUUGUUCCAGACAUUAUUGGUAGUGGGGUGUGUGGAAAACAGCUUUUAGCAGUUCAAUUUAAAUAAGCAGUAUAACAUAACUUAACUUUUCAUUCAGCUGGGUGAGAGUCUUGAUGAAGAUUGCAAGUUUUAAUGAGGAAUCCUCGUGUGUUUUGAUUUCUCUUUGUUUUUACUGUAUUCUUGCAUCUUCAUGAAGGGGAACAUUCUAAUUCAGAACAAAAUAAAAAAAUUCCUUCCAGUAGCACCUUAUAGACCAACUAAGUUUGUUAUUGGUAUGAGCUUUUGUGUCCAUGGACACUUCUUCAGGUCCUUUAUAACUUCCCUGUAAGAUGUUUAGGUUGGGAUGGGCAACUUUGCAUUCACAUCUCUUCCAAACUGCUUUGGUGGAGCUGUGCUGUGUUAUCCAAUAUAAGUUGUAUUGGCAGUAAUUCUAGAGCACAUUGUAAGCAUGGAUGUUGUUGGGUGAGAUGACAGUAUAAAAAUGGCCUUCCUAGUUAUGCUGUGAGGCCUGUCAUGUCAGCUCAGGAUUAUAAUAUGCUGCAUAGAGGCUGCCAUCCAGCACAGAAGUCAUCUGGAUUCCGUGUGAACAAUCAUUUAGGUCAAUGGUGCAGUUUCAACUAUAGGUAUUUUUAUUCUCCUUCUGUUUAGGUGCAUUCAGAACCUCUGCCAUGGGACUUCUAUAUCACGCUGCAACUCCAAGAGCGUCUAGGCACUGAGUUUGAUCAGAGCUUUAAUGCAAACUGCUCUUGUUUCUUAUACCACAAUGGCUGUGUGACUCUGCACAAGGGGAUAAAUGAUUUUACUGUCCAGGUCAGUGUGGAUAACCCUAGUAUGAUGGGCAGAGUUGAGGUGCAUACUGAAAAUGAGUCUGAAAAUGUUGGUUCCACUUAUCCUUCUCCAUGUGGCCAUGUGAGCAUAGACACAACCGAGUGAAGAAACGUUUACUAUGAACUAGGCAGUGCAUAGACAGAGCUGGAAGCCAUUUUCUCUAGUUUUCCCCACCAAGUGAUUAUAGGAGUCCCCCAUAUACCUACCAUAACUAAGCUGGAGGAACUGCAGUAACAGCAUACACUAGUCUUCUGUUUAUCCCUGCCUCCAAUUCCUUCCCCAUCUCCUGUCACCUCCCAUUUGCCUUUGUUUAAAGUGUAAGUCUGCUGUGGUUGGGCAGAAAGUCACCUCAUUAUUUGCAUCAAGUAUGAUGUGCAACUUGGAUGGUGCCACAUAAAUAAAUCCCUGAGUUUACAGUUUGCAUCUUCAAGCAAUACAGUGCAGGAAAAAGCCAAGCAGGACUUGUAUGUGCAAAUCAAUCCUAAGGUGCAGGUGAUAUAUGCAUCUUCUUGGCCUUGUUUUCUGGCACUCUGAGAUUUUCCAUGCUUGUUAUCUAGAGCAGGGGUCAGCAACCUUUUUCAGCCAUGGGCCAGUCCACCGUCCCUCAGACCAUGUGGUGGGCCGGACUAUAUUUUUUUGGGGGGGGGGAGGAAUGAACGAAUUCCUGUGCCCCACAAAUAACCCAGAGAUGCAUUUUAAAUAAAAGGACACAUUCUACUCAUGUAAAAACAUGCUGAUUCCCGGACUGUCCGUGGGCUGGAUUGAGAAGGCAAUUGGGCCGCAUCCUGCCCAAGGGCCUUAGGUUGCCUACCCCUGAUCUAGAGUAUGACCGUAACCCCAAUUGUACCAAAGCACAUUGCUACAAUGUUGAGUGGUUCCUGAGUCAUAUAGUUAAUAACGCAGAUCCCUUUGCCCCCAGCUAGUAGAAUGCUGAUGCUUAUGCAUGAACUUAAACGCUUCCAGUAUAACUUGUGCUAAAUGGUUUAAAGUACAUGUUUCUGUUUAAAUGAUCCAUCCAGAGUCUUGGUCAUAUAAAUGCGGAAAAGUACAAGAGACUUGUUUUAUCAGUGUGAUCACUUGGUUGAGUAAGGGGAAGCCAAUUCUGAGUCCUUAUAAUACACAUUACGCUUGCUAUUUUCUAUGUUUGACAAAAUCACCCUCUUCAAGCCCAAUAGGUUCCCACCUAUGAUCAAAUGUACCUGCUUGGACCAUGAUGGCAUAGUACUGUAAUAGAUUAUGUUGCUCUUUCCUUCUCAGGAUAUGAUUCAUACCCUGCCCCAAGAAGCAGUCACGUGGAUUGUCAACAAUCUUCUAGAAGUGGUGGAGAAAUUACACAGAGUGGAGAUAGUCCAUGGAAAUUUGCAUCCAAGGACACUAUUCUUGGGAGACAGGUUGGCUGCUCCUUUCCAGUGACCCCAUACCUUGGGCUUUGUGCUUUGUGCUUUCUAAAGUUAAUCCUGAAUUGAUACAAGUCAUUUGGAUCGGGGUGGGUGGGAGGAGAAGGUGUUCAGAUGGCUGGAAUUUUAAAUGUCGGAUGUUUGUUUUGUACUAGUGCUGUGAGUAAAUAGAAUAUGCAGAGUAUUUAUUAAUAUUAUUAUUAAUAUACUGUAUCAUUACAGUAUCAUAAUGUAGAAAGUUGUUGCUAGUAAAUUCUACAAGUACCCUGGGGAUGUUGGCUUUCAAACGUAGGAAUUGUAGCAGAAAUGGUCCUAUACUGGUUGAUGCCAACAGAGGGUGAGAUUCUGAUUAUUCUACAGUCUGUAAUGAUGUGUUCUUAUAGGGAAAAAGCUAAUGUUGGUUAAGUGUACUUGCACUAAUGCAAUGGGACUUCUUCCUUCAACUCCUUCUCCCAAACCUCUGGAGAAGAUUUUGCGGGGCAAAUAAGGGGACAGAAGGAGAAGGAGCAGAAACGUGUUUUUAAUCCACAGUAAUUCUACACUGAGAACUAUAAUAGAAUAAUUUGCUGUUAGUGUAAACUCCUUUUAGUACCAGUUCUUAAGACAAACACUAGAGGGAGUUAGCAGCAUAGCGAAGUGCAAGUGCAAUGGAACAUUCAACAAAUUUGUGUCCACACAUCUUUCCUCAGAAUUUGCAAUCCGAAUGCUGUUGCAGAGACCACCAGCGCUCUGAAAAUAGUGGAUUUCUCCCACAGCUUAGACCUGCAGCUGCAGCCAGCAGUGAAUUCACUAAAAAGUUUUCCAAUAGCUCAGACCCAGAACGGGAAACAGAUCCUUGAUGAAAAAUCACUUCCUCACCAGGUGAAUACAUGUAUCUGUAGAAAAAAUAUUGCUGAUAGCCCUUGGCCAUUAUGAAAAAUCAGAUGUGCUGACCUUUUAUGUAGGUGGCAUGUAGUCUGGAUUUGUGGAGCUGUUUGCACAAACCAUGCAAGACUUUCUGACAUGGGAACACCCCUUUCACCUUAGUCUUCAUUUCUUUUAUUGGCUAAAAGAAGAUGGCAGCCUACUUCUCCUGUUGUUUUAUUCCCAUGUGCAGCUAAUUGCCACUAUUUGCUUUUUUAUAUUUAAUUUGAAAGAAUUGUUUUCUAAAAAAAAAAUUUCUUGCAUCACUUACUGGAAGACCCCAUGAUGACAUAUCAUAGAAGCCGAUAAUGGUAUUUCUGGAGUAGUUUUCAAAUUGUUUUACUGUGCAACUUAAAUGAUGAUGGGUGUUAAAACUGCAGGUGAGGACAGUACCGAUUCUGAUUAAUGAUGUUGUGAUUUUAGGUGGACUUGCUUGGCAUUGCAGACACAAUACAUCUAAUAUUGUUUGGGGAGCCCAUGAAAGUUUAUCAGGAGAAAGGCCACUGGAAAACUAUGAGAGACUUAUCUCAGUAAGUAUUAGACUAUUUGUUCUAUCUCCUCUAGUGACUGGUUCUGAUUCAUAGUUGUAGAAGUGAUAACGUCUGCCAGCUAACGGUAUGUGCAUGUUUGAGUUAGGGCUACAUGUAUUGAUCAGUUGAUGAACAGAGCAAAUUGGAGGCUCCAUCUGCACUGUAUAGUUAAAGUAAUAUACCACUUUAAGCAGCAAUGGCUUCCCCAAAGAACACUGGGAAGUGUGGUUAAGGGUGCUAAGAGUUGUUAGGAGAUCCCUAUUCCCCAACUAUUUAUAUUGUAAAGUGGUGAGGGAUGCUAACAGGUCUUGAGGGAGGAGAAGGGAUACCAAUGUAGCUGUGCAACUGAAUUUCAAGCCAGUUUAAUGUUUGAUUUUCUGGAGCAAAUUUAUAUCCACACCACUGCUACAUUCUGGUUCAGGAAUGGCCAACAUCUUUAGCUUGGAAGCCAAGGUGUCAGAGGCCAGACAUCAUCAGCUGUUUUGCUUCUCUGUUUCCCAAUGCCCUAUACCCAGGGAUGAGGAACCUGUGGCCCUCCAGAUGAUAGAUUCUGACUCCUUUAGCCUCAGCCAAUAUGGCCAAUGGUCAGGGAUGAUGUGUUGGAGAUCUUAGGUGAGAUACCCCCUGAGGUGGAAGUUGCUCCCAGUUCUAGUCACCACAUAGAGAUAGCUUAAGGUCCAAAAUUGUUAACCAGUACAGAAGAUCAGGCUUCAGUUUUGGACGUUGUUGUAUACAUACAGUUCGUAGGCUUUGCAGAUACAUCUAUAUGCAAGUAGGAAAUAUUUCCUUGCUCCAGCAAUUCAAGACAUAACACAGCCUCCGACUCAAAGACAGCAUUCACUGACUCGCCUUACUUAUAAAGAUGGUACUGGGCCAUUGCCAUAGUAAACUGACUUGGCUGACCUUGCACCUGCUGGCUUAUCUCAGACAUGGAAUGAUAUGUGUUUUAGAUCUGUAGUAUACCAAUCUUUUCUCUGAAGGAGGAAUGUUAACUUUUUGUAGACUGGGCUGGCUGACUCUGAUGGGCAUUGCAGUGCAGAACAUCCAUAGGGCAUCAGAAUGGUGAAGGCUGCCCAAGAGAGUGGUCUGCUGUGCAAUGUUUACCAAUCAACUUCUCCUGCCUCUUUAUUAUAUUUUGCUUUUAAUCCCCUACAUAAGUAGAAUCAAGGGGGUAUAUAGAUGGUUGUUUGAUGCAAAUUGACGCUUUUCCUUUUUGCUGUCAACCAUCCUGGCAAUUCCUGUUUAAGUCUGUUCCAAGGCAGAAAAAAUCUGUUGCACUUUAUGUGUUCUAAAGAGUUGGAACAAAGCUGCCUUUUUAUAGCCAUCUGCUUUUAUAGAUGGGCUUAAUAUAGAGAGUUUUACAUCAGCAGCAGUUCUUCAUGGAGCUGGCUCAUGGUGUGGGUGUGAUGGGUUUGCAAGGAGCAGUAUAUUCAGCGCUUUCUUACGUUGAUUGGAAGGUUCAGAAUAUUGCAGAAAAAGAGAUACCUUUGCCAAAAGUGUUUGUGUAUGUAUGCAGGAACUCCUUGUUCCUGUUCUUAAAUUGAAUCUUAAAUUACGUAGAUAGAAGAUUUCCAGAUAGGCAAAACUGACUAAGGUGUUUCAGUUAACACUUAACACUCUGUCUAGGCAAGCCUGGUUCUCUAAAAUACAGAUACUAAACACAUUUGCACUACAUGGGGUUUGCAGCUGCUGGUGUUGUUAUGCUUUUUGUUUCAACUUGUUUCAUUCCUGGUUCUUGGAUGAGGUUUUUCUUGAGAGCUGGUAGGAGGAAUGCUUUAGGUCAGGGGUGAGGAAGCUGUAACCUUCCAGAUGCUGUUGGACAUCAACCCCAGCCAGCAUGGCCAAUGAUCAGGGAUGAUGAGGGUUGUAGCCCAGCACUUCUGGAGCGUUCAUAGGUUCCCCAUUCCUACUUGAAGUGCCACAGAACUCUCACAUGCAGAGUUUGAUUCCUUGUGCAAAGGUUUAUGUUGAAUGUUACCAUGUCCUCAAAGGGCCGCGGGUGGCGCUGUGGCUUAAACCACAGAGCCUAGGACUUGCCGAUCAGAAGGUCGGCGGUUCGAAUCCCCGUGACGGGGUGAGCUCCCGUUGUUUGGUCCCUGCUCCUGCCAACCUAGCAGUUCGAAAGCACAAAGUGCAAGUAGAUAAAUAGGUACUGCUCCGGCAGGAAGGUAAAUGGCGUUUCCGUGGGCUGCUCUGGUUCGCCAGAAGCGGCUUAGUCAUUCUGGCCACAUGACCUGGAAGCUGUCUGCGGACAAACACCGGCUCCUUCGCCCAAUAAACUGAGAUGAGCGCCGCAACCCCAGAGUCGGUAACAACUGGACUUAAUGGUCGGGGUCCCUUUACCUUUAUCAUGUCCUCAAAGAUUUCCAGUGCUGCUGUUUAAGCAGAAAGCUGUAGCCUGACAAAAUUGAGUGAGCAAAUAUCAACUAAUAUUUGCUAAAUUGUACUCUGUGCAAAAUAGUUUAGAUUGUUGGAUUAAGUGCAACUAUAUUUUCCAUUUUAAAGGGGGAUGGUCAAUACUUGCAUAUACUAUCUAUGAAAUUAGAAAGGAGAUCUCUGCAUGCCUGUAGCAUUGAAGCAGGAACUAACUUUCUAAAGAGCUGUGUAUAUAUUGCUUUUGAAACGUGGCCGAAUAUUAGUAACCAGACUUAAAGUUCAAAUUCCAUGACACAAUGCACAUAUCUUAUAAGCAAGUCUGAAUUCUGUUGCACUACUCUGAGUACAUAUCUUGAAUUAAUGAAGCAUGUGAAUGCAAAUGUGGUGUUGCCUUUUUUAGCCAGUGUAAAUUAUUACAGUAUGGUUCUUGUACAACCAGUACACUUUUUUUAUAUAUAAAAAAAAUGUUGGUUAACAGGGAAAAGGUGCAUUGCAAGAGGCAAGAGCUGCAGUGAAUAUAUAUCUCCUUGGAGUUAUUUGUCUUCAACUGGGCCUGCCCUUUGGGUAAACAAACUGAAUGAAUCAAUAUGGCAUAAUGAAGCAAACAGUAAAGAGUCCGCAAGUUUUUCAGUUUGUAGCUCUGCAUUAGUUACUGGCAACUAGCUUGUUUUUAGUCCCAGGUGAUCUGCAGUAAAUUUCAAAUCUGCCACAUCCAGUCAGUGUACAGUUUACAGUAUUACUGUAAAUUAUGUUCUAAAAUUUGUGUUAAAAGUUGUAGGCUAGAAAUUUAAUAAUUUUAUCUACUCUUAACUAUGGACUCAAAAUACCCUUUUCAGUGAAAAUUGAGAGAUUGACAUAUUAGCAAGCAUCCCCAAGCAUCCAUGUGUGUGACAUUCUGAAUGAAAAUUGCUUUCCUAUCUGGUUUUAGGUCUGCUGGCAGUGACUUGUGGAGUAAAUUCUUUGAAAGAAUUCUAAACGCAAAAGGCGAGUCUACUGUGCCUCUGCUGAGAGAACUAAGACAAGAACUGACUGCUGCAUUUCACAGUUCUUCCUCAGUGAUCCCUAGGCAAAGCUGGAACCUCUUCUGACUUAGAGGAAAUACCCUUCUAAGACCACCCAGCUUUUCUACACCCCUCCUUGCUUCACCCUCCCCCACCCCAAGCACAAGUGAGAGUUCUUGCUUGAUCUUCUUUUACUUUGAGGUGUAUAAACAGUUGAAAUACUGCUUGCAUUUAUUUCUUCAUGUAAAAGAUGCUUUACUUACAUGUACAGUUCAUCUAUUCUUUGGAGGUACCUCUCUGUGCCACAUUAAAGCUUCCUUGUGUACAGCUGCUAAAAUGUCUGUUAAAUAUUGUUUCAUGGCAGGUUGAAUUCUUUAUCCUUGCAUUCUUAUAAAUACGUGGCCUGUUCUGUCCACUCCUUGUAAACACGUUUCAAUAAAACUACGUUGUGCUCACCUGUAUUCAGC